Molecule: messenger RNA, 852 nt
Organism: Oppiella nova
Lineage: Eukaryota; Metazoa; Arthropoda; Arachnida; Sarcoptiformes; Oppiidae
Source: the annotation of a GenBank genome assembly
AUGGAAAACAGUGUGUCAACAGCCGAUAGACACAAAUUACACGAGUUAUGUAAAACACAAUUAGGCGGUCAAUGGGCUGAAGUGAGUGCCGAUCAACUUAUUAUCAGGACCUCAACGGGUGGAUUUGUUAACCAACUAUUUUAUUGUGACCUACCCGAGCACAUGAAAACCAAGUAUAAUAGGGUUGCCGUUAGAUAUCAGGACGGAACGGCCGAAAUGGCAUUCUUUAAAUACUGUAAACCCAUUCAUAUAUUGACUAUGGGUUUGGUAUUAUCUGAAAGACAAUUAGCACCCAAAUUGCUCAGUGUGUUUGAUAAAGGACAAAUCAGUGAAUAUAUUGAUGGCGUGUAUUUCACUGGUGACUACGACCUGAACCCCGGAGCGGUGGCACUAUUAGCCCAAAAGUUGGCAAAAUUUCAGUCAAUGGACAUGCCGGUUCCUAAGGAUAGGACAGAAUUUACGCUAAAAAUGAUAUUAGAGGACUGGUUUGAUGAAACACAUGUAGACUCGUACAGACAGGGAGUGGUGUAUCAGGAGAUCCGGAAGAAUAAUUACCAGACACUGAUGGACACGGAUCUGAUCGCUGAGAUCGCAUGGGUUAGGAAAGCCGUGGUUGACGUGAACAGUCCGAUAGUAUUCUCGCACAACGACUUCAACCGCCGCAAUAUAUUAGUCCGAAAAACUGGUGGCAAUCCUAUCGGGGAUUCGGAUAUAUUUAUCAUAGACUUUGACUUUAGUUGUUAUAUGUAUAGGGGCUCCGACUUUGGCGACUAUUUUAUUAACUACUGUCAGGAGGAACUUGAUUUCGGUGGCCUACCAUUCCCUACCGACACACAAAUGUCGCCAUUUAUU